Helianthus annuus (common sunflower) is the source of this 728-nucleotide messenger RNA. Its product is annotated as nudix hydrolase 17, mitochondrial. The transcript is spliced from 5 exons. NCBI's taxonomy places the organism in Eukaryota, Viridiplantae, Streptophyta, Magnoliopsida, Asterales, Asteraceae. Gene Ontology annotation, cellular component: nucleus; cytoplasm. The record is from RefSeq and is a predicted model, not a curated record. Gene Ontology annotation, molecular function: pyrophosphatase activity. Bases 155 to 631 code for a protein of 158 amino acids.
AUAACUCUCUUAUCCAUUCACAAAAUACCACCUUCUUAAAAUCUACUCUAAAGGAAAAAAAGAUAUAUUCUUGCACAUCUCUUUUUAGUUACUCCACACACAAAAACACAUUCUUUUUUCUUGAAUCAAACAACCCGAAAGGCGAUAAUCGAAGAUGAUGUGUAUGGUUUCUAGAACUGGCCGGGAAUUGCAACGUUAUGACAUGGGUCGUCGACUUGUUGUCGGGUGUAUUCCAUAUAGAUAUAAAAAUGAAAAUGGUGAGCUUGAAGUCUUAGUUAUCAGCUCGCAGAAAGGCCAUGCUAUGAUGUUUCCUAAGGGAGGUUGGGAGCUCGAUGAAUCUGUCGAAGAAGCUGCUUCGCGUGAAUGCUUCGAAGAAGCCGGUGUUGUUGGAGUAGUCCAGUGUACAUUAGGAAAAUGGAGUUUUAAGAGCAAAAGCCAAGGAUUAUACCGUGAAGGCCACAUGUUUCCGAUGCUUGUCGCCGAACAACUUGAACUUUGGCCGGAGAAAAACCUUAGGCAAAGAGUUUGGAUGAAAGUAGAAGAAGCAAGAGAAGUAUGCCAGAGUUGGUGGAUGAAGGAAGCUUUGGAUGUAUUUGUUGAGAGACUUGUUUCACCAACUGAAAAACAAUAAUGUGUAUCAGUUGUUUUAUUGUUCUUCUUUUGAAUUUGAAUAUUACUAUACUAUAUGUGUCAUGUACAUAUAUAAAGAAGGAAAAAGGCUCAUGCUA